Messenger RNA from Opisthocomus hoazin, 921 nucleotides. NCBI's taxonomy places the organism in Eukaryota, Metazoa, Chordata, Aves, Opisthocomiformes, Opisthocomidae. The record is from RefSeq and is a predicted model, not a curated record.
UCCCGCAUCGCCGAAGAGCCCACGGCCGUCGUCAGCCCCGACAUCGCCACCAUCGAUCUCAACACCUUCGAAUUCUCCAAGCCCAUCCAGAACGGCAAGCAGCACAGCCGGGGCAACUUCGACUGGAGCCUGACUUUCGGCUGGGAGGUCGUCCCGUCCCGGGAGAGGCAGCGGAGGAAGGAUGAGACCUUCCCCAUCAAGUCCCCGACCUUCGCCGGUGGCCUCUUUGCCAUCUCCAGGUCCUACUUCGAGCACAUCGGCUCCUACGACGAUCAGAUGGAGAUCUGGGGGGGCGAGAACGUGGAAAUGUCCUUCAGGGUCUGGCAGUGCGGGGGUCAAGUCGAGAUCAUCCCUUGCUCCGUCGUGGGUCACGUCUUCCGCUCCAAGAGCCCCCACACCUUCCCCAAGGGCACCCAGGUCAUCUCCAGGAACCAGGUCCGCCUGGCCGAGGUCUGGAUGGACGACUACAAGGAGAUCUUCUACAGGAGGAACCAGCAAGCUGCCCAGAUGGCCAGAGAGAAGACGUAUGGUGACAUUACAGACCGCCGCAAGCUGAGGGAGCGGCUCCACUGCAAGAACUUCACCUGGUACCUCCAGACCGUCUACCCGGAGAUGUUCGUCCCCGACCUGACCCCGACGUUUUACGGAGCGAUAAAAAACGAGGGCACCAAGAGCUGCCUGGACGUCGGCGAGAACAACCACGGGGGGAAACCGCUCAUCAUCUCGGGGUCGGCCGAGCUGGGCGCCUGCCAGUACCGAGGGAAGCCCGGGCGGGUGCCGACCAGCGAGGAGUGGGACCUGGUGCAGGAUCGGCUGAUUAAAAACCCGGCCUCCGGUAUGUGCUUGACGGCACGAGGGAAGCACCCGGCGAUGGUUCCCUGCGACCCGGCGGACGCCCACCAGCUCUGGUCCUUCAGCUAG